AUGCAGAAAGAAGUAGGAAUUAUUGAAGACAAGUUACAGAGGAGAUGGGAUGCGUUUGAAGUUUUGCUUUGCAUUGCUCUAAAAGAUGGGAGAAAACUUCCUCCUGCAUUACAAAACGAGAGGUGGGGAAGAAUUGAUGUAGAUUUUUCUUUCAACAGAAAACUUUUCUUUACUGACUACGGGAAUGUGGCCAAAGUGGAGCGAUGUGACAUGGAUGGGCUGAACAGAACAAGGAUAAUUGAUUCAAAGACAGAACAGCCAGCUGCACUGGCACUAGACUUAGUCAACAAAUUGGUUUACUGGGUAGAUCUUUACUUGGACUAUGUGGAAGUAGUGGAUUAUCAAGGAAAAAACAGACAUACUAUCAUUCAAGGCAGACAAAUCAGACAUCUUUAUGGUAUAACUGUGUUUGAAGAUUAUUUGUAUGCAACCAAUUCUGAUAACUUCAGUAUCAUAAGGAUAAACCGAUUUAAUGGCACUGAUACUCAAUCAUUAAUUAAAAUGGAAAACGCUCGAGGAAUCCGAAUUUAUCAAAAAAGAACUCAACCAACAGUCAGAAGCCAUGCAUGUGAAGUGGAUCCAUAUGGAAUGCCAGGGGGAUGCUCACACAUCUGUCUGCUCAGCAGCAGUUACAAAACACGGACCUGUCGCUGCAGGACGGGCUUCAACUUGGGAAGUGAUGGCAGGUCGUGCAAAAGACCGAAGAAUGAGUUGUUCCUCUUUUAUGGGAAAGGACGCCCAGGAAUUGUUAGAGGAAUGGACUUGAAUACCAAGAUAGCUGAUGAAUACAUGAUCCCCAUAGAGAACCUGGUAAACCCUCGUGCUUUAGAUUUCCAUGCAGAAACCAAUUAUAUCUACUUUGCUGACACCACCAGUUUCCUAAUUGGCCGGCAGAAGAUAGAUGGCACCGAGCGAGAAACCAUCCUGAAAGAUGAUCUAGAUAAUGUGGAAGGAAUUGCUGUAGACUGGAUUGGAAAUAACCUUUACUGGACAAAUGAUGGCCAUAGGAAGACCAUUAAUGUGGCCAGGCUGGAAAAAGCUUCUCAGAGUCGGAAGACUAUUUUAGAGGGAGAAAUGUCCCAUCCCAGAGGGAUUGUGGUGGAUCCUGUUAAUGGUUGGAUGUAUUGGACAGACUGGGAGGAAGAUGAAAUAGAUGACAGCGUGGGAAGGAUCGAGAAGGCCUGGAUGGAUGGCUUCAAUCGGCAGAUUUUUGUGACUUCAAAGAUGCUGUGGCCAAAUGGUUUAACUCUGGACUUUCACACCAACACAUUAUACUGGUGUGACGCCUAUUAUGAUCAUAUUGAAAAAGUGUUUUUGAAUGGAACUCACAGGAAGAUUGUUUACAGUGGGAAAGAGUUGAACCAUCCUUUUGGACUGUCACAUCAUGGGAAUUAUGUGUUCUGGACUGAUUAUAUGAAUGGUUCCAUUUUUCAACUAGAUUUGGUAACGAAUGAGGUGACAUUACUGAGACACGAAAGACCACCCCUAUUUGGGCUUCAGAUUUAUGAUCCACAGAAGCAACAAGGUGACAACAUGUGCCGAGUAAAUAAUGGGGGCUGUAGUACACUGUGCUUGGCCAUUCCAGGAGGCCGAGUAUGUGCAUGUGCAGACAAUCAACUUUUAGAUGAAAAUGGGACAACUUGCACAUUUAAUCCUGGAGAAGUACUGCCUCACAUAUGCAAAGCUGGAGAGUUCCGCUGUAAAAACAGACACUGUAUCCAAGCUCGCUGGAAAUGUGAUGGUGAUGAUGACUGUCUAGACGGAAGUGAUGAAGAUUCAGUAAAUUGCUUCAAUCAUAGCUGUCCUGAUGAUCAGUUUAAAUGUAAAAAUAAUCGCUGUAUCCCCAAGAGAUGGCUCUGUGAUGGAGCUAAUGACUGUGGAAGCAACGAAGAUGAAUCCAAUCAAACCUGUGCAGCCAGAACAUGCCAGGUGGACCACUUUUCUUGUGGAAAUGGGCGCUGCAUUCCCAGAGCAUGGGUGUGUGACAGGGAAGAUGACUGUGGUGACCAGACAGACGAAAUGGCAUCUUGUGAUGAUGACUGUGGGGACGGCAGUGACGAAGUUGGCUGCGUUCACUCUUGCUCUGAUAAUCAGUUCAGGUGUUCCAGUGGCAGAUGUAUCCCAGGCCACUGGGCCUGUGAUGGUGACAAUGACUGUGGAGACUUCAGUGAUGAAGCCCAAACCAAUUGUACCAGAGAAGAGAUUCGUUCUCCUGCUGGUUGUAAUAGGAAUGAAUUUCAGUGCCAACCUGAUGGAAAUUGCAUCCCUGAUCUGUGGCGCUGCGAUGGGGAAAAAGAUUGUGAAGAUGGUAGUGACGAAAAAGGCUGCAAUGGUACUUUACGAUUGUGUGAUCACAAAACCAAGUUUUCCUGUCGGAGUACAGGGAGAUGCAUCAACAAAGCAUGGAUAUGUGAUGGAGAUAUUGAUUGUGAAGAUCAGUCAGAUGAAGAUGACUGUGACAGUUUUUUAUGUGGACCACCCAAAUACCCUUGUGCUAAUGACACUUCAGCCUGCCUGCAGCCAGAGAAACUCUGCAAUGGGAGAAGAGAUUGUCCUGAUGGGUCUGACGAAGGCGAUCUCUGCGAUGAAUGUUCACUGAACAAUGGAGGCUGUAGCAAUCAUUGUUCUGUUGUUCCUGGAAGAGGAAUUGUCUGUUCCUGCCCUGAAGGACUUCAACUAAGCAAAGACAAUAAAACGUGUGAAAUUAUAGAUUACUGUAGCCAUCAUCUGAAGUGCAGUCAAGUGUGUGAGCAGCACAAGCACACAGUCAAGUGCUCAUGCUAUGAGGGGUGGAAGCUGGACGUGGACGGUGAAAGUUGCACAAGUGUCGUUUUGGUGCUUGUUAAACUUUCUGAUAAGUGGUACACAGGCUUCAUCAGACUGCUAAGAAACUAUGCAUCAUAA
This is a messenger RNA of Hyaena hyaena (striped hyena), 2904 nucleotides long. Its product is annotated as low-density lipoprotein receptor-related protein 1B-like. Gene Ontology annotation, molecular function: protein binding. The record is from RefSeq and is a predicted model, not a curated record. The coding region runs from base 1 to 2904 and encodes 967 amino acids. NCBI's taxonomy places the organism in Eukaryota, Metazoa, Chordata, Mammalia, Carnivora, Hyaenidae. The transcript is spliced from 17 exons.